AUGCACUUCUCCGCCCCCGUUGCCAUCCUGGCCCUCGCCGCCGGCGUCCACGCCGGUGUCCCCAAGGCUGAGCCGGGCCACGUCAAGAGCGUGCAUUCCGAGGGUGCCACCAGCACCGCCGCUGUGACCCCCACCACCCCCUGCGUCCGCUGCCAUCACACCAGCGGCGCCGUCGUGCCCACCAAGUCCCCCGCUCCUCACCACGGUGGCUCCGGUGCCUCCAGCAGUGCUGGUGUCGGCGGCUCCGGCUCCGGCUCCAGCUCGGGCUCCAGCUCGGGCUCUGGCUCGGGCUCUGGAUCUGGCUCCGGCUCCGGCUCUGGUUCGGGCUCUGGCUCUGGCACCAGCAGCGGUGCCUCGCCCAGCGGCUUCGCCCCCUCCAACCCGGGCUCCAAGGUCUCCAUCCCCCAGGCUGGUGCUAUCAUGGGCAGUGUUGCCUACGGUGCUGUCAUGCUCCUGGCAUAG
Messenger RNA from Penicillium alfredii, 462 nucleotides. RefSeq lists its product as uncharacterized. The record is from RefSeq and is a predicted model, not a curated record. The transcript has a single exon. Lineage: Eukaryota; Fungi; Ascomycota; Eurotiomycetes; Eurotiales; Aspergillaceae. Bases 1 to 462 code for a protein of 153 amino acids.